AUGACCACUCAUUUCUCUCACUCUCCACCUUCACGUCUCUCUCUCUCUUCCUCUCCUUCUCGUCCUCGCCGCCCUCCACAGUUGCCGCCCACCACCACCGCUACACUGCUGUUCUGAGACGAAGGGAGCGGCGCACGCGGCAGCGUUGCUCCGCCACUGCUGACUCGCCGGGGAAGAAGACGCUCUUCUGGCUCGGCACCUUUGACUCCGCCGCGCCGCCUCCCCCAGUCCGACGCUCCGCCUUCCCCGGUCCGACGCGCCGCCUCCCUGGUUCGACGCUCCUUCGGAAGCCUCCCCCUCGGUUCGCCUACAUCAGCGCCUCCUCUGUACACUUGAAUUCGAGUCCGCCCCACCCCUGAAUUCCAAUUCGCCGCGCCGCCUCCUCCCUAUCAUAGACGGUUGCCUUGAGAGAUUGAGUGAGAGUUUUGUUGGAUUUCCAUUUUUCUUAUAACUUUUACCGUGGUUGGUGAGAGAAGAUGAAUGCGGUGGGAAGGCAGAGAUCCGGCGCGGCGGCGGCGGUAGUACUCCGACCAAUUCGUGGAAGCUUCAUCGAACGGCCGAUGGCUGCAAUCAGCUGGCCUGCAGCAUCUACAGUCAUCGAACAAUGCGGUUCCUCCAGCUCAGGAUUUUGGAUAUUACAAUGGAGGCGGUCAGGUUCGAUAAUGUACAGUAGUGUGCAGGCGCAGAGGACGUACAGUGGAGGCGAUUUGUUUGCGGAGCCGUUGACGCCGCCAGGGCAUUCACGGCGGAAGAACGGCGAGGAGCUGGUUUCGCCAAAUGAGAGUAGCCCAGGGCUGUUGGAUCUGCAUUCGUUUGACACUGAGCUACUUCCGGAGGGUGUGAUUGUUGCGAAUAGAUGUCAGUUCCCAGUCUGUAUGAUGCCCAUCCAAUGAAUAAUUUUUCAAGAGGAAGAAGCUUUGAUGAUUCUGACCCAUACUUUGGGAUCAAUAAACAAACCAAAGCUCGUGGCUUAAAAAGCAUCGCUGCUGACAAUGUGAAGGCUAGCAAUGUUGCAAAGAUCAAAGUAGUGGUAUGUAUUUUCUGUUUUACAAGUAGCUGUCCUACUCCAGACUUUUCAGCUGGAUGAAAACUCCCAUUACUUUUCAGUAAAUGAGUGUUCAUAUAUAUGAGUGGUAUGUAUUUUCGGUUUUAUAAUUCUUGAAUUGCUGGUUGUUAUGAUAGAUAGCUGCUGCUGGUACUCUGUUUUGAUCUCUUCACUUGAGCAUUAAUUCUAGACAUUUAUAUGAGUUUUUUUGGUUGUGAUAAUUAUUCCAGUUACAGUGCUUCUUGCUCUACAUCAAUCAUCAUUAUGGAGAGUGUUGUAUUGCUUUGUUAAGGACUUUAGCUUCAUUAAAUUGGUUAUUUUCCAACCUUUAACUAGGGUGUGCUCUAGUUAACUCUGCUACUAUUUAAUGGGCUGGAACCUUUAGCCAGGGUGUGAGUUGAAUUUAUGAUCUUUGGCUACAAGCACACCUGCUCUGCCAGUAAACUAUUACUAUAAGAUUUAAAUCCUGAUGAAUUUCUUUUUGAGAAAGUGAAGUGUGUGAGGGUGCACUUGUUGAUGCACCUAGUUGUAAAAUUUCAUUAAUAUACAUGUUUGUUUUCAAUGUAAAUUUUGUUGAUUAUCAUAAUGUUGUUUGUAACUGCAAGUCUAGGGGUUUGUGUGCUUUGGUUUUAACUCCCAGAAGGUACAACACUUUCUUUAGCAAGCUAGUAUUAUUAUUGUAUUAAAGAGAAGUGAAUACUCCAAUGGCUGCUAUGUAAUAGAGUGAUUUUUGAUAUUUUUUGUCCUGUUUUCAUGUAAAUUAUAGGUAGAGCGCCCAAGAUUGGGCUGCAGCACCUCGUGCAACAAUAUCAGAUGCCAUAGAUUUGGUCCUCCUCUUAGAAGCAAGAACAAUCAAGUGUUUGGGCAAGCAUGAAAGGGUGGGAGUCUGGGAGAUCCAAUUGCUUGAGAUUGAGUCUCUUUUGAACUGCAGUGCUCCACCAUCCUCUACUUGUUCCCGACAUAUGUAUAUGUAUAUGUUGCGAGGUCAAGAAUUGUUGGACAUGGAGAUGGAGGAGAGUGGGAGUUGUAGGGAUACUCUCAAUUUCUUUUAAUAUUUACUACUACUACCGGUAUUAUAUGUAUAUACAAUGCAUACUCGUCUUGCCAAUUUUGCAAAUUGUGUAUGGUUUCAAUUUUAUUUUUUUUAAAUA
Messenger RNA from Salvia miltiorrhiza (redroot sage), 2196 nucleotides. RefSeq names its product kinesin-like protein KIN-13B. The record is from RefSeq and is a predicted model, not a curated record. Lineage: Eukaryota; Viridiplantae; Streptophyta; Magnoliopsida; Lamiales; Lamiaceae. The transcript has 3 exons. Bases 477 to 893 code for a protein of 138 amino acids.